Messenger RNA from Dovyalis caffra, 909 nucleotides. The record is from the annotation of a GenBank genome assembly. Lineage: Eukaryota; Viridiplantae; Streptophyta; Magnoliopsida; Malpighiales; Salicaceae.
AUGAUGAGCUUCUGCAAGAAAAGCGUUCACUCUUUUUUAGCUCUUACUAAUCAUCAUCCCAUGAGUGUUAGUAUUGAUGGAAAUUGUAAUUUUGAUGCUGAAAAGCCUUCUUGCAAAUGCCAAGGUGUUUGUAGUUCUCCCCCAGGAGGGCUAGGGCUGGUAACUGCAACAACAAGUGAAACACCAAACAUUCUUGAAUCAACAACUGUCAAAACUUCUUCCCCUUCAACUACUCCACCUUCCUCGCCGCCGCCGCCAUCAUCAUCUAUAGCCUCCAUCUUUAAAAAGGAUCCUGGUGGGAUUGGAUUUCUUGAUGAUAUCGGUGGUGGUGUUGAUGGUUUGAUGUCUUGCACUGAGAGUCUGGGGUUUGAGAGCUGUGAUGAGAGAAGGGUUGAUGAUGAGAUUGAGUUAUGUUCAAGGGAAAGAACAACAAUAACCAAGUUUAAAUGGAGAAAAGUUGGUGAGAAAAAGGAGACAAAGAAGUUUCCACCACCUAUUUCCUCUUUGAACCAAAAUGGUCAACCCAAUUUUUUCCUCAAGUCAGUCAGAAAAGAUGGUAGGCUUGAAUUGACAGAGGUUAGGAUUGAUAGGCAUGAGAUUUUACGUGCUUCGCGACAAGAUGGAAGGUUGCGACUACAUCUUAUUGCAGAUGAAGAAUCUGAAGUUGAUGAAGAAGAAUGUGAACUAGAACAAGAAUUUUUGGAGGAAGAAAAGGAAGGAGAAAAGGAGGAGGAGAAGGUUAAAGAAAACAACGAAGAAGAGAGUGUAGGGGAAUGGGGAUUGAGAGUGAAUGGAGAAGGGUUAAGAAUAAGGUGUCACGAACUGGUGGCUCACCACCAUGAUUACCACGGCCACCGCCACCACCACCAUAACAACGUCUGGAGCCAACAAUGUGUGCCAACAAGGUGA